Molecule: messenger RNA, 1836 nt
Organism: Gadus morhua (Atlantic cod)
Lineage: Eukaryota; Metazoa; Chordata; Actinopteri; Gadiformes; Gadidae
Gene: calhm6
Product: calcium homeostasis modulator family member 6
Exons: 2
Coding region: 54-1001 (315 amino acids)
Cellular component (GO): plasma membrane
Molecular function (GO): monoatomic cation channel activity
Source: RefSeq, a predicted model, not a curated record
UUUCGGUCAUUUCGUUUUCGUUUCUGCUAACGGACGGCUGUGCACAGAGAAGCAUGGAUAAGUUUCAGAGAGCGCUCAACUUCGUCAAAGAACAAACCAACAUAGGAUGUGGUUUAAUAGCCCUGCUGACAGCUGGAGGUGAAAAGAUUUUUUCCACUAAUUUGUUCAAGUGCCCUUGCAGCCAGUUGAAUUUUGCCUAUGGCAUGAUAUUCCUCAUGGUGCCCGCUCUGGCACUCUUAGUAAUGGGUUACUUGUUAAAUCAAAAAACUUGGAAGUUAAUGACAGGACUAUGUCUCCAAAAAUCAAAAUUAUGCCAGUGUAAGAAGUUAUUGGCCCGUAUAAUAGUCUUCUAUCAGAUCACUGCCACAGCGGUCGUCGCACCUUUCAGCUGGAUUGCAGUGGCACUACUUGACGGGAGUUAUUUUGAGUGCGCCAUGACGGGCUUAAAUGUAACGUUAUUCCAAAAGCAUCUAUGUGGCGACGGAGUCAACACGAAUAAAUGCCGACAAGAGAUGCAUACAUUUCCCUGCGGUGGAUCAAGCCUGUCCAAAGACAGUGUCCUGGCCAACAUCCGCGCUGAGUCGCAGAUUAUCGGCUGGGUGCUCAUCGCCUCCAUCGUUUUGUGCAACCUGGCGCUGAUGUGUUUUGCUCGAUGUCAUUCGCCCGUCAGCUUCCACCACCUCAAAUUUUGGCAGAUGUACAGGCAACAGGAGAGCAACCUGCUGGAGUCCUACUCUGUCCAGCACGCCAAAGAACUUGCGGACAGAAACGUGAAGAGCUUCUUCCAACAGCAACCCCCAGAUAACAUGGUGACUCCACCGAGCAAGGCUUGGCAGAACAUAUCCUCCUUUUACAGGUUCAGACCUAAUGAACACUUCUACAGCCCCAUGCACGAGUACGUAGAGCAUCCUGACCCCCGUGCGUCGAUCAGGUCACAUGGUCCGUGUUUGGACAACCCCUUAGUGCUGGGCUUUGUGGAUCAGGGUGUAACGGGGAUGUGAAUAACAAGCAUGGCAUAUUAAGGAAGCAUAAAAUACAACUAAAUCGGCAACAGGAAAUGUGUGUGGUGCUGCCUGCUGUUUGCACGUUCCGGUGUACGCUACUAAAGUUAUAGACGAGGCAGCUUGGGGACUCAACCUGUAGUGCACUUACCGUGAAUUAAAGUGUAUUUUCUCCAAACCAAUUUCACAAUAUUUACUUGCCGAGAAUGUAAUUGGGCUAUAGCUUAUUUGUAAUUCAGCUUUGCUUCACCACCAGUUCUUGUUAUUAAUAUUAAUAAUCAUGUGAUUAAACAUGCUUCUUUUCACAGAACACGUUAUCAAUUGCCCCAAGACUCCCAUUUAUUAUUUGAUUAUGUUUUGUUUAUUAUGUUUGUUUUAACGUUUAUUUUCUAAUUGAUUUAAUUGUGCAAAGAGCCUGGAUGUUGUGUUGCUUUGGUUGGCUUUUGCUUUUCAAAUUAACAUUAUAAGGAAGUGGCUCUCUGCUUGUUCACCUGUUGUUUGCCUACCUUUGCAGGAGAGGGUUAUCAGCUCCGCCGAAGGUUUAGCCUGCAGGCUUUAUAUUGCAAACCCUUUUUAGUCAGGCAUACUGUCUCUCUUCGCACACUGGGAGAUUGACUUUUGGUUUCGGUCUUUGUGCCUCUUGAUUGUAGUGUAGUGAGUGAAUAGUUUUGAUUGUGCUGUUUCAGUGUUAUGUUUGGUUUCAUCUUGUGUUUACACCAUACAACAUCCCCACAGCACACAUUGCACUCUUCCAUGCACCACACUCACAACUGAUACACUGAUAUACAGAUUACAUUUUAUAUUAUUUCUAAUAAAUAUUUUACUUUAUCCUUUA